AUGGCUUUCUUCCCCUUUACUAUUGGUGAAGCAGUGAUGGCUUUCUUCCCCUUUGUUAUUAGUGCAACAGUAAUAGCUUUCUUCCUUUUUGGUGUUGUUGGUGAAGCAGGAAUAUCUUUUCUUGUCCUUUUAACUGUUGGUGAUUUAGAUGCUGCUGCUUUCUGUUUGGUUUUUGUUGUUGGUGACUUAGAAGUUAUGUACAUAUUGGUUAGUAGUGGUGCUUAUUCAGGGUUUGAAAUAGUGCAUCUAUUCUCAGAAGAAGCAGCUUUUUCUAUUUUCUUUCUCUUUUCUCUAAAACUUUGUUCGAUUGAAAGUGGCAACCGGCAUGGUGAAGUUCGUUGGUCUCUUGCUUUUGGCACUCUUUGCCAUCUCCAUGACAUGAUCGAAUCCACUCAGGUUUCAGCAGGAACAACUCCAUAUUAUGGAUCAGGAAGCGUGAGUCCAGAUCAGUGCAAUGCGAGAUGCUUGACGAGAUGCAGUAAGACAAAGAACCAUAAAGCAUUUUGCAUGGAAUCUUGCAUGCCUUGCUGCGAGAAUUGUGGAUGCGUUCCCCCAGGUUUUUCUGGCAACAAACCAAUGUGCCCUUGUUACAACAGCAUGAAGACCCAUCGAGGAACUCCAAAAUGCCCAUGAUCACAAUUGGUUCACUAUUAGUUAACUACUCUACUUAUAUUACAGUUAAUUUUUAUCAAUUGUGUGAGAGAUAUAUGUAUUGACCAGUCAGUAAUGGUUAUUUUUCUGCGUCCAAGUGUUUGCUUACUUUGUUUCAUUUGAUCAUCAAAUUGGGUGAUUUUGUAUUUGUAAUGACUAUUGUGAUUCCGGUCGAUCACUUGUUUUGAGUUUUCUAAUGGUGCUCUAAGUUACUCAAGUGACUGUGGAUGUUAAUGGAUUUUCCUUUAUCUU
Molecule: messenger RNA, 903 nt
Organism: Papaver somniferum (opium poppy)
Lineage: Eukaryota; Viridiplantae; Streptophyta; Magnoliopsida; Ranunculales; Papaveraceae
Exons: 6
Coding region: 1-633 (210 amino acids)
Source: RefSeq, a predicted model, not a curated record